GUGGAAAUGCUUCAUUAAAGCCCCCGAGGUUAAAGUGUGUAGACAUCAGAGAUGGAGAUGGAGAUGGAAAUGGAGAGGGCAGUCGCCACCUCCACGUGUUCACACACUCUCUAUAACUCAGUCACAUGGAGGAACAGAGGGACACACGCGCAGAGAAAAGUCUCCUCAUUAACUAAUGAGCAGGAUGUUACACACACACACACACACUGAUUAUCUCAUCCUGUCAUCGCCCUGCUACGCUCUAAUCACGCAGCUGUUUUCUCUCUCUUCAUUCAUGAAGUGAAACUAUUUUCGUGGCCGACUGUUCAGGAUGGAGGCGGUGGCUCUCUUCUCUUUCGCAGCAUCAGAAGCAGACGAGAUCAGUUUCCAGAAGGGGGACGUUAUCAAGGUGACAGAAAUGGAGGAUGAUUCUUGCUGGGUCACAGCAGAGAUCCAGGGGAAGCGUGGCUUCGUACCAGAGAACUACAUUUCCCUUCUUCCUUAUCCGUGGUUUGCAGGACGGGUGUCAAGACUUGAGGCCGAGAAGCGUCUUCGCUGGCAGGACACUGGAGUGUUCCUGCUGAGGGAGAGCGAAUCAGCUCCUGGAGAGUUUUCUGUCUCCGUUAGCUAUGGUGAGAGGGUGGAGCAUUUCAGGGUGCUGGAGGGUGGCGGUCAGUACUGCAUCUGGGACGAGUCGUUUUCCUCCCUCAACCGGUUGGUGGAUUUCUACAGAACUCACAGCAUCGCCGUGGAGAAAGUGGUCUGCCUCAGAGACCCUCCUGAAUCCCCUCGUCUGCUGGCCUACCCUGGACAUAACCCGUACCCCAACCCUUAUAAAAGCAGCUCUCAGGAGUCCCUCCCCUCAGCCCGCCUCUACUCUCACCCCUCUCACCCAGAGAGAGAGUCCUCGCAGCGUCUGCACGAACCAGCUGUGGGGAAACCCCGUCUGGCUCAUGCCCUCUGUGACUACACCCCCCCUCAGACCUCCCACCUCCACUUCCUGCGUGGUGACAUCGUCGACCUGCUGGACUGCUCGAGCUCGCGGACCUGGAGAGGGCGCUGUCGAGGCAGAGUAGGAAUCUUUCCGGCGGGAUACGUCCAGCCGCUGUACCACUGACACCAUAUCAAACUGUAGUGACUUACGUCACUUAUCCAAUAAUCCAAAUGCGUUAUUGUUUGUGUUCUGCCUAGUCCCGCCUUACUGUGCUGUGAUUGGCUGGUACUUGCUGCCUCAGUUUGCCUUCAGGGCUUUCUGCCAGAAGAUUUGAACCCAAAUCCAUAAUCUUUUCCUAAACCUAGCCAAGUAGGUUUGUUGCCUAAACCUAAGGAGAUUUCUGGCAGAGGCAAACUUUUCCCAUGUGCGCUCAAGCUCUGUAACCAGUUUAGCAUUAAAGUGGAAUUAGCAAGUUAGCUAUAGCCACCUAGCCAGCUGCUAAAUGAGUAAAAUUUAACAUCCACGCACUCUUGUCACAGCGUAGGUAAGCACAUUGAUAUUUUACAACUUCAUUCACACACUCUUACCAAAGAGUAUAGAAACAAAGAGACAAAACUCUGGUGCUUUUUUGACAACGGCAGCUAGAUGGUGGUGCUGUAGCGCUGACGCCAUUUUGGACUGAAAACACCAAUGAGUCCAUAACCAUGGAUAAAGAGACGUCUGUAAAUAAGAAUCUUUUUUUUUUAGGUAAAUCAACUUCCCAAUACGAACACUUAUAUAGCCGUAAAUCAUUACGUCCUAAAAGUUGUUAAAUGAACUAAUAGCCGAAUCCAGAUUUUCCUUGGCAUAAUGAACAUGCACCAGACCCACAGGUCUGCACCGCUUCCUGCUAGCUGUAUGCGGCUGUAAUAAUGGAUUUAUUGGCUGUAAUUCAUCACUUUUAUUGUCUUCUAAUACACCCAUGGGCUGUAUGCUGCAAGCCUGUACCGUGCUGGAUGUAUUAACAUCUCUUUUCCCAAACAACCGGCUAUCGGCCAGUAGCUAGUAGUGCUAGUAGCAUGACAUAAACAGAAUUUAAUGUAGUUGUCGGCUAUUUAACAUGCAGCGCAAAAGUACAGGACACAACCUCUUAUACGUCCACGAUCUGUGGUCUAUUGGACAUAGAUUUCAGUUGAAAAUGUCCGAAGCGUAGCUCUACUGCUGGGCGCUGACGUUGCAAUGGAAUGACCAAUUGCCUUUCACUUCUUAGCAAUAUACGUUCUUUGCUCUUACAGUCACAUACAGUUUAAGCUCUUGUCACAGCAUAGGGAAGCACAUUGCUAUCACAGCACAGUAGUAGUAGUAGCCAGUAGCCUUCUAGCCAAUCACAGCACAGCACAGUCGGGCGGGACUAGGCCUAACAUUCUUAGGAAAAAUCAUAACGCGAUCCAACUAGUAAUGAAAUAAUUAGUUCAAUAAUCAAUUAAUCCAUCAACAGGAUCUUCUACCAAACUGUCGACAGUUAAAUUGCAUUGUGGGUUAUGUAGGCGCUAUGUUUUGACAAAGAAGAAGAAUACGUGGAAUAAAAAAAGCCGAUAUAUCUUGUUCUGCUGCACUGAUUUUGAUUCAGUCCAUUAGGUGUGCAAUGCUAAAUUUGUGCACUAUUCCUUUAAGAUUUGAGGUUUUCAGGGGCUUUAAUCAUUAAGUCACUUCAAGUACGAAGCAAAAAUGGCAAAUAUUUGCUGGUUCCUGCAACUCAAAUUUGAGGACUUGUUGCUUUUCUCACUCUUUUCUCAUUAUUAACUUAAUACCUUUGGAUUUUGGACUGUUGGUCAUAAACAAAGACAUCACCUUCUGCGGGUUUCAUAUUUUUCCGACAUCUCACAGAAAAAACAAUAAAUCAAAAAUUAAUUGACAGAUUAGUCGAUCAUAACUAUAAUUGUUGCAGUGCUAGAGUGAACCUUUACAACCCGUCUUCUGAGCACUAAUGUCCUCCUUUCACCAGCAGCUUGUAUUGAAAAUAUUCAUUAAAAGUGAAAUUUAACUUUA
Messenger RNA from Sebastes umbrosus (honeycomb rockfish), 2941 nucleotides. RefSeq names its product GRB2-related adapter protein-like. The transcript has 5 exons. Bases 311 to 1096 code for a protein of 261 amino acids. NCBI's taxonomy places the organism in Eukaryota, Metazoa, Chordata, Actinopteri, Perciformes, Sebastidae. Gene Ontology annotation, molecular function: protein binding. The record is from RefSeq and is a predicted model, not a curated record.